Oncorhynchus mykiss (rainbow trout) is the source of this 3135-nucleotide messenger RNA. Lineage: Eukaryota; Metazoa; Chordata; Actinopteri; Salmoniformes; Salmonidae. The record is from RefSeq and is a predicted model, not a curated record.
UGAGAAUGAAAGUGAAAGUGCCAAAGUGGGAGCUACACAUGUAAUGUGGAUGAAAGGUUUGCGGCGUUAACACAGACCAUAUCAAACGUUCGGAGUGGCAUAUUAUUUUCCUGUGACUUAGUUCAUCAUCAAAGAGACUUGAAAGUGAGUCCUUUAUUUAAACAUUGGAAUAGCAGGCUCCAGGGUCAUGCGGCUGCGUCUCCUUUCCCUCCUUCUUAUCGUCAAAGUGUGUCGACUCAAUACUGUCAGUCCAGACGUGUGCCCACCCCUGUCUCAUUGGAAGCUCACCAAGCCUUUGAACACGAGGGAAAUUUAUCAAGAAAACGAAUCUCUGCGCUACCAGUGUGUGGAUGGCUAUGUGAGGAAGGCGGGAACCUCCAAUCUCAUCAAGUGCAAACGGAUUGGUCAGGUUCUUCAGUGGACACUCCCAACACUGAUAUGCAUACCUGACCCAUCCAUUCCAACUACGAUAGAACCUUCAACAACCCACAAGACAACUCAAUUUCCUACAACGCACCUCUCAGUGCCCACAGAGAGAGUUAGCCCAAGACCAACCACUCUCAGUUCACUUUUAUCUCAAACACUGCAUUCUGUCACAGAGACCCAAGAGGUCAUUACUACGGUUACAGUGACAACCACCAUCAUCAGUGACAUCACAUCAGUGCCAGUGAAUAAGUCCAGUGCGGUGACCUCUGUCUCCACGAAGACUGUUUCUCCAUCAGAGAGUUACUGUGUCCCCAACAGAGCCCCAACCUCCAGUGACUAUCCAGUUGGCGAUGGAAGCACUGGGAAGAGUUCUGCUACAGCCAUAUAUGCAGGUGUAGGUGGGGUGGUAGUAACCAUCUUGCUGGUUGCAGCGUUUGGAGUACUAAUGUUUUGGAGAAGGAAACGGAUGCAGCGGCUUGAUCUGUCGCCAACACCAGACGAAAUUAUGCAAAUGAAUGUUGUGACAUGAGCCACACUCCUUAGUGCCCUGGCGGACAACCAGCAGCCACUUAGAAAAGACAAAGGUACAUCAGUCUGAUGGUGGGGGAACAAUGACCUUGGAUUGGACAAGAACUGGACCAAAAAUUACAGUGGCUUGGACCUGAGUGUCCUCGCGUGGAAAAUUAAAAUAACAAAAGCACCACCCAAAUGUAUUAAUUUAAGACAUAUUGAUUUAUUUAAUUGAUUAAUUAAUAUCCUUAAACUGGCAAAGAUUCUAACUAAUCACAACAGCCCAAAAUCCAUGGGAUUACUUUCUCACUGAAUUCACAAAAGGUAUGUGAUAAACAUGCAACUUUGGAGAACAGUGAAAGUUAGGCCCGACUAACCGGUGCCUGUAUAUAGCCUUGCUACUGUAUAUAGCCUCGCUACUGUAUAUAGCCUCGCUACUGUUAUUAUUCACUGUAUUUUUACUGUUGUUUUUUAUUUCCUUACUUACUCCCAGUUAGAUAGCAAAUGUUCCUUUUUUUCAAAAAUAUUAUUUUUGUAGGCGAAAUAGCUCCGUUUGUUCUUCACGUUUGGCUGAGAAAUCGCCCGUAAAUUGCAGUCACGAAAACUGCAUUUUUCAAAUUACCUCCAUAAGACAGAAACAUGGCAAACGUUGUUUAUAAUCAAUCCUCAAGGUGUUUUUAAAAUAUCUAUUAGACAAUAUAUCCAUCGGGACAAUUCGUUUUUCAGUAGGACCGAUUGGAGUAAUGGCUACCUCUGUAUUUUACGCGAGAAUCUCUCUGGCAGCAUCAGGUGACCACUUGCGCAAUGUAGCCGCUUACGGGUAUUCUUCAACAUAAAUGCGUAAAACUACGUCACAAUGCUGUAGACACCUUCAGGAAUACGGAGAAAGAGUAAUCUGGUUGAUAGCCCAUUCACUGAUCAAUAGGGACUCAUUGGAACGCAGCGCUUUCAAAACAUGGGGCACUUCCAGAUUGGAUUUUUCUCAGGCUUUCGCCUGCAACAUUAGUUCUGUUAUACUCACAGACAAUAUUUUUACAGUUUUGGAAACGUUAGAGUGUUUUCUAUCCUAAGCUGUCAAUUAUAUGCAUAUUCUAGCAUCUUGUCCUGACAAAAAAUAAAUACCCCGGCAAAGCACAGUAGAAAAAAUGGUCACCAAAGAUCCAACUGAUUUGGAGUCCUAUAGAAAAUUAUGAAACACUGGUAAAACUAAAGCUAGAAAAGCCUCCUAUAUGGAUAGUCUUACAAAAAAUAAAAACAAAAAUCCACAGCAGUUCUGAAAAUACACAAAUUACCUUUGAAAUAAUCUGGCUUUAGACCCAACCAUUCUACCACCUACAGCAUUAUUGAAAUUUACUAAUGAUUUAUAUUCUAAAUCUGACCAAGGCCAACUAACUGGUGCCAUCAUUGAUUUAAUUGGGAAUUCUAUUUUACUAGCGAAACGUUAACAUUGGUUUCACUAACAGAUCACUAAACUGGUUUCAUGCAUAUUUUAGCAUUAGAAAACAAUGUGUUUUCAUAGACGGACACAAAUCACAACUUCUUGGACUCAGUAGAGGAGUACAUCAAUCUCUAUAGUCAUAAAUGAAUUGCCUCUAAUUUGUCAGGAUACACAAGAUCACUUAUACGCUGAUGAUGCAGUGCAGUAUACAUCCACUUCAAAUAAUUUACAGAUACAAGCAACUCCAAAGUCCUAUAUCAUACUGUGUUAUUGACUUGUUUAUUGUUUACUCCAUGUGUAAUUCUGUGUUGUUGUCUGUUCACCCUGCUAUGCUUUAUCUUCGCCAGGUCGCAGUUGUAAAUGAGAACUUGUUCUCAACUAGCCUACCUAGUUAAAUAAAGUUGAAAUGAAAUAAAAAAUGCUGUUUGGUAUGACACCGAAUGAACUCCAUAGCUGGAAAUUUCAAAAUUCAUUGAAGUGAUGGAACAAUGCUUGAAAGUGUUGUUUGUUUGAAAUAUCUGGGUUUGAGGAUAGAUUCUAAAUGAUCUUUUGGAAAGCAUAUUGAUUAUAUUAGAAAACAAUUGACUACAGUGCAUUCGGAAAGUAUUCAGACCCCUUCAUUUUUUCCACAUUUUGUUAUAGCCUUAUUCUAAAAUUGUUUAAAAUAAUUGUUUUCCCUUAUCAAAUGAGGCAAAAACAGGUUUUUAGACAUUUUUGCAAAUGUAUUACCAAUAAAGAACUGAAAUAUCACAUUUACAUAC